Messenger RNA from Peromyscus eremicus (cactus mouse), 1611 nucleotides. RefSeq names its product purinergic receptor P2Y12 (gene P2ry12). Gene Ontology annotation, biological process: G protein-coupled receptor signaling pathway; blood coagulation. The transcript has 2 exons. Lineage: Eukaryota; Metazoa; Chordata; Mammalia; Rodentia; Cricetidae. The record is from RefSeq and is a predicted model, not a curated record. Gene Ontology annotation, molecular function: G protein-coupled purinergic nucleotide receptor activity. Gene Ontology annotation, cellular component: membrane. Bases 407 to 1450 code for a protein of 347 amino acids.
AAACUUGCAGCUUACUGAUUCCAUGACAGGUUUUAGAUAAAAGCCACAGUAUCUUAAAGUGUUUUUCAAAGAUGACUUCUCAGCCACCUUUGCCCCAUUAUUUCCCAAGAGAUAAAAGCAGAAGUCCUAAAACCAGACAGACUCAGUGUCUGCACAGCUUUGAAUGUGCAGUGGAAGGUAAUCUCUUACUGGGAUGUUCUUCCUUCCCCUCUCCCUUUACUUCUCUCUAGAACACUCCAGACAGCAUCACUGAAAACUCAGCAGAUUCUCUAUCACAGAGGGCAUUGGCAACUAACCUCCAUGGCUGAGGAGAAACACCAGAUGCCAGCCUGCAAGUUCUACUAACUAGUAUUACUGGAGACACCCAAAUCCUUCAGAAUCAACGGAAUAACCAGGAGCUAGCACAAUGGAGAUGCCUGGGGUUGACACCACCGCAGCCAAUACCACCUUCACACCUGGGAAUGUCACCCUGUGCAGCAGAGACUACAAGAUAACCCAGGUUCUCUUCCCCUUGCUCUACACCGUCCUGUUCUUCGCUGGACUCAUCACAAACAGCUUGGCAAUGAGGAUUUUCUUUCAAAUCCGCAGUAAAUCCAACUUCAUUAUUUUCCUUAAGAACACAGUCAUUUCUGAUCUUCUCAUGAUUCUAACUUUUCCAUUCAAAAUUCUCAGUGAUGCCAAACUGGGAGCCGGGCCUCUGAGAACCUUGGUGUGCCAAGUUACCUCAGUCACGUUUUAUUUCACAAUGUAUAUCAGUAUAUCAUUCCUUGGAUUGAUAACCAUUGACCGCUACCUGAAGACCACCCGGCCAUUUAAAACUUCCAACCCCAGCAACCUCUUGGGUGCAAAGAUUCUUUCUGUUGUCAUCUGGGCCUUCAUGUUCUUCCUCUCACUGCCCAACAUGAUUCUCACCAACAGGAGGCCGGAAGACAAGAACAUAAAGAAAUGUUCCUUCUUAAAGUCAGAGUUUGGACUGGUCUGGCAUGAAAUAGUCAAUUACAUCUGUCAAGUCAUUUUCUGGAUUAAUUUCCUAAUUGUCAUUGUUUGUUACAGUCUCAUUACAAAAGAACUCUAUAGGUCCUACGUAAGAACAAGAGGUGUAGGCAAAGUCCCCAAGAAAAAGGUGAAUGUCAAAGUUUUUAUCAUCAUUGCUGUGUUCUUCGUUUGUUUUGUUCCCUUCCAUUUUGCACGGAUUCCCUACACCCUGAGCCAAACGCGGGCUGUCUUUGACUGCGCCGCUGAGAACACUCUGUUCUAUGUGAAGGAGAGCACCUUGUGGCUGACGUCCCUGAAUGCCUGCCUUGACCCAUUCAUAUAUUUUUUUCUUUGCAAGUCUUUCCGAAAUUCCUUGACAAGUAUGCUGAGGUGUUCUAAAGCUACAUCACCCUCUGGAGAAAACAAAAAGAAAGGACAGGAAAGUGGUGACCCAAGUGAGGAGACCCCAAUGUAAAAUGUGACCUGAGGACUGCUUCAGUCUGUAGUGUGCAGACUCCUCCGAGGAAAUCACCACGCCGAAAUAGUAACACUCACUUAAAAGAAGCUGAGCUAAUGACUCUUUAGAUUAGCAAUAAAAUAGGGAAAUAAUCUUUAUCUAAUAUAUGUAUAGUAGAU